GUUCAGCUACCUUUUUGGUAGAUUUUAAUUCAACAUGCUACUUCUUUAAUUGAUUUCACCUUUAAUUGGUAAGCAUGUAGUCCAGGUUUAAGACUAUACAACAGUAUAAUUAUAUAGUAUAUAUUUCACUUUUCUUUUUCCAUAAACAGAACAAAUUUCGGAUAUUGCUGUUCUCUGUUGAUAAAACAAUACUGAAACAAUGGCGGGUGAAUGACAUACGGCGCAAAGUUGAAUCUAUACAGAUUAAGGACAUGAACGUCGAAGGCAAAACAAGCAGUGUUGAGCUAGGAGGGGCUCCCUGGCAGACAGCCAUUGAGAUGAACGGCGGGAUUCCCCGGUCAGACACCCUCAACUCGACCAGCUCCACCUCCACCCAACGCAAGAAGCGGGAGCACGCCAAGAAGCCGGUGCAAUGCACCACCACGGUGAUCCGAGCCCCGCGGGUGCUCUUCUGCCUCCGGCUCGGGAACCCCAUCCGCAUGGCAGCCAUCGCCAUUGUGGAGUGGAAACCAUUUGAUAUAUUCAUUCUGCUGGCCAUCUUCGCCAACUGUGUGGCUCUCGGGGUCGCCAAGCCUUUCCCAGAGGACGACUCCAACCCCACAAACCAUGCCCUGGAGCGAGUGGAGUAUGUGUUCAUGGUUAUCUUCACCAUUGAGACCUUCCUGAAAAUCCUGGCAUAUGGCUUGAUUCUGCACCCCAACGCCUACAUUCGCAGUGGCUGGAACUUGCUGGACUUCGUCAUUGUCAUCGUCGGCCUGUUCAGCAUGGUACUGGAGGGGACAUCCAACAAGUCUGGGGAGUCCCACCACACAGGAGGAAAGCCUGGUGGACUGGAUGUGAAAGCUUUGAGGGCGUUCAGGGUACUGAGGCCACUGCGGCUGGUCUCGGGAGUGCCCAGUCUUCAGAUUGUGCUGAACUCCAUCAUGAAAGCCAUGGUCCCACUGCUGCACAUCUCCUUGCUGGUCCUCUUUGUCAUCAUCAUCUACGCUAUCAUCGGCUUGGAACUCUUCAUCGGCAGGAUGCACAAGACGUGUUUUUACAAAGGCGCAGACCUCAUUGUUGACGAUGAACCAGUGCCCUGCGCAUUUGCGGGAUACGGCCGUCAGUGUGAAAAGAACGGGACGGAGUGUAGGGGCAAAUGGGAGGGCCCCAAUGGAGGGAUCACCAACUUUGACAACUUCUUCUUUGCCAUGCUGACGGUCUUCCAGUGUGUCACCAUGGAGGGCUGGACCGAUGUGCUCUACUGGAUGAAUGAUGCCAUCGGGUAUGAGCUGCCCUGGAUAUACUUUGUCAGCCUGGUCCUCUUCGGCUCCUUCUUUGUCCUCAACCUCGUUUUGGGUGUGUUGAGCGGGGAGUUCUCCAAGGAAAGAGAGAAAGCGGUGGCACGGGGAGACCUGCAGAGGGCCAAUGCGAGGCAGCAGAUGGAGGAGGACAUGCUUGGGUAUAUGGACUGGCUGGAGCAGGCCGAAGACAUUGAUGAAGAUGAUGAAGAAGCCAAGAAAAAACAACGGCGGAGGAGACGUGUUUUUCUACGUCAGAUUGGCGGUAUAGAGCAAGACAGUGACUCGGACUCGGAGGACUUUGAGAACAUUGACCUUGACGACGAUGGUUGUUGUGCCUCCUGCUGUGCCCGACUGAUGGCCAAUCCUCUUUGUGACGAGCUCUGCAAAUGGAACCACUCAUUUCGCAAGAAAUGCAGAUCUGCAGUCAAGUCUGUCACGUUCUACUGGGUUGUGCUUCUGCUGGUCUUCUUAAACACAGCAGCCAGCGCAUCUGAGCACUACAAUCAGCCCGAGUGGCUUACUGGGGUUCAGGAAACUGCCAAUCGGGUGUUAUUAACACUUUUCACCCUGGAGAUGUUGCUGAAGAUGUACAGCUUGGGGCUGCAGCUCUACUUCCUAGCUUUCUUCAACCGAUUUGACUGUUUCGUUGUGUGUGGUGGCAUUGUGGAGACUAUCUUGGUGGAGAUGAGCAUCAUGCCCCCACUGGGUAUUGCUGUGCUGCGAUGUGUCAGGUUGCUGAGAAUCUUCAAGGUUACACGCCACUGGAAUGCCCUGUCCAACCUGGUGGCUUCCUUGAUCAAUUCCAUGAAGGCCAUCGCUUCCCUGCUCCUCCUCCUCUUUCUCUAUCUGACCAUCUUCGCUCUGCUGGGGAUGCAGCUUUUUGGGGGAAAGUUCAACUUUGAUGAGACGCAGACCAAGCGGAGUACUUUCGACAGCUUUCCUGCUGCUUUGCUCACCUGUUUCCAGAUCCUGACAGGUGAGGACUGGAACUCGGUCAUGUACGAUGGCAUCAUGGCUUAUGGUGGCCCAAACUUCCCUGGCAUGAUUGUCUGCAUAUACUUUGUGAUCCUCUUUGUCUGUGGAAACUAUAUCCUGCUGAAUGUCUUUCUUGCCAUCGCUGUGGAUAACCUGGCCACUGGAGAAAAGGAGGGCAAAAAGGAGGAAAAAAAAGUGGAGGAAGAGGAGGAAGAUGAGGAAGACGAAGCAGAAAAGAUUGAGAAUGAAGAGGAUGAGGAGCAGUUGGAAGGAGAAGGGCCUGAGGAAGCAGGAAAACAGCUAAACAUGACUAACUUUGCCCCUCCCAUUGAGAAAAUUGUCCCCAUCCCAGAGGGGUCUUCAUUCUUCUGUCUCAGAAAGCACAAUGGGUUCCGGAAAGGAUGCCACAAGCUCAUCCACCACCCCAUCUACACAAACCUCAUCCUCCUUUUUAUUAUCCUCAGUAGCAUCUCUUUGGCUGCGGAGGACCCCAUCAGGGCCCAUUCCUUCCGGAACACGGUCUUGGGCUAUGCGGACUACGCCUUCACGUCAAUAUUCACCGUGGAGAUUAUACUGAAGAUGACUGUCUAUGGGGCUUUCCUGCACCAAGGCUCCUUCUGCAGGAACUGGUUCAACCUCCUGGACCUGUUGGUCGUCAGUGUGUCGCUCAUGUCCUUUUUUCUCCACUCCAGUGCUAUCUCCGUGGUUAAGAUACUCAGAGUCCUGAGAGUACUGCGGCCGCUCCGGGCCAUUAACAGAGCCAAGGGACUUAAGAACGUGGUCCAGUGUGUGUUCGUGGCCAUUAGGACCAUUGGGAAUAUCCUGAUCGUGACCACGCUGCUGCUCUUCAUGUUUGCCUGCAUUGGAGUGCAGCUCUUCAAGGGGAAGUUCUACGCCUGCACUGAUGAAGCCAAGCACACACCAGAAGAAUGCAAGGGGACAUUCGUGGUGUACAAGGACGGGGACGUGAACCACCCCAUGGUGAGGGAGAGGGUCUGGUACAAUAACGAGUUCAAUUUUGACAACGUGCCUCAGGGGAUGAUGGCCCUCUUCACCGUGUCAACCUUCGAGGGCUGGCCUGACCUUUUGUACAAAGCCAUCGAUGCCAACGCUGAGAAUCAAGGUCCCAUCUACAACUACCGCGUGGAGAUCUCCAUUUUUUUCAUCAUCUACAUCAUCAUCAUCGCCUUCUUCAUGAUGAACAUCUUUGUGGGCUUCGUCAUCAUCACGUUCCGUGAGCAGGGCGAGGCAGAGUAUAAGAACUGCGAGUUGAACAAGAAUCAGAGGCAGUGUGUGUACUAUGCAUUGAAGGCCCAACCUUGGAGACUCUAUAUCCCCAAGAAUCCAACACAGCUGAAGUUCUGGACAAUCAUCAACUCCACUGCCUUUGAGUACAUCAUGUUCGUCCUGAUCCUGCUCAACACUGUGACGCUGGCUGUACAGCAUUACGAUCAGUCCAAGCUCUUCAGUUCUGUCAUGGACAUGCUCAAUAUAGUCUUCACCUGUCUCUUCACUGUGGAGAUGGUGCUCAAGCUUCUGGCUUUGCGCUUCAGGCACUACUUCAUGGAUGCCUGGAACUCUUUUGACGCUCUGAUCGUGGUGGGCAGUGUUCUGGACAUCCUGCUGACGGAGCUGAGUACCGGACACUCUGCAGAGGGCUCAGAGGAAAGCUCCAGGGUGUCCAUCACUUUCUUCCGCCUUUUCCGAGUGAUGCGAUUGGUCAAGCUGCUGAACAAGGGGGAGGGCAUCCGCACUCUGCUCUGGACCUUCGUCAAGUCCCUCCAGGCUCUGCCCUACGUUGGCCUCCUCAUCGCCAUGAUCUUCUUCAUCUAUGCUGUCAUCGGCAUGCAGACUUUUGGGAAGAUAGCUCUGCAGGACAACACCAGCAUCAACCGGAACAACAACUUCCAGACGUUCCCACAGGCAGUGCUGCUGCUCUUCAGGUGUGCAACCGGAGAGGCCUGGCAGGAGAUCAUGCUGGCCGCCCUCCCGGGAAAGCUGUGUGACCCCGAGUCAGACUACGAGCCGGGCGAGGAGUACACGUGCGGCAGCAACCUGGCCAUCGUCUACUUCAUUAGCUUCUUCAUGCUCUGCGCCUUCCUGAUUAUUAACCUCUUUAUCGCCGUUAUCAUGGACAACUUUGACUAUCUGACACGCGAUUGGUCCAUUCUUGGCCCCCAUCACCUCGAUGAGUUCAAAAGACUGUGGUCUGAGUAUGACCCUGAGGCCAGUGGCCGCAUUAAGCAUCUGGACCUGGUGACGCUGCUUCGCAGGAUUCAGCCUCCGCUGGGCUUUGGGAAGUUGUGUCCUCAUCGAGUCGCCUGCAGGAGACUGGUGGCCAUGAACAUGCCACUGAGAGGCGACGGUAUGGUGACCUUCAACGCCACCCUGUUCGCUCUGGUCAGGACAGCACUAAAGAUCCGCACAGAUGGCCCCCCAGAGGUGGACAAUGAAGAGUUAAGGCUCAUCAUUAAGAAAAUCUGGAAACAUACAAAGCCCAAACUUCUGGAUGAAAUCCUUCCAGCUAGAGAGGAGGGAGAGAUAACACUGGGGAAGUUCUACGCCAGCUUUGUAAUCCAGGACUACUUCAGAAAAUACCGGAAGAGAAAGAAUAACCGGAAGAAGAAGAAGGACAAGUCCUCUGCCCUGCAGGCUGGCUUACGUACCCUGCAAGACCUGGGCCCUGAGAUGCGGCUGGCCAUGUCAUGUGACCUGGAGGGGGAAGAGGAGGAAAUAGGGGAGACGGGGGAGAUGAAGGAGGAUGAGGACUUCUACAGGAGUGAUGACGUGUACGAGGAGGACAUGGAGCUCCCUCCCAAAGGCAACUUUCUCCCCGAGUCACCAGACCUCCACGACACAUGUGUGUCGGCCCAGGAGGAGGAGCUGGAGGAGGUCGUCGCCGUUGAGGAGGCGGCCGACGAGCCUCUCGAAGAGGAAGGGGAGCUGGAGGGGGAGCUGGAGGAAGUAGAAGCCGAGCCCCCCCCUCAGCUAGUCCAGGAGGAGCGAUUAACAAAUGAGGAGGUGAUAGUCCAGCAACCGAAAUUCACCAACAGCAGCAGGUACAGCCCUGUGUCCCAGUGGGAAUACGCCCCCGAGGUUGGCGAGGAGAACGGCUCAGGUGUGCCGGGGUACUACACCUGGGGGGAGGACAGGGAGAGCACUGCGUCCCGGAGCAGGCCCUGGUACCCCGAAGCCCCCCCGCUAUACCGUGGGCACACCUACGAUGCACAGCCUGCCAACCAUGUGGCCUACAGACCCCCCUACAGCAAUGGGGAAGCACAGAGAUCGGGGCAUCAGCGCCGGCGUCUGCUCCCAGCCACCCCCACCGGACGGAAACCUUCAUUUAAUAUCCAGUCUCUGAGGUACCAAAGCAGCAAUGGCGACGCUCCCAUCCCAGGAAUCUAUCGGGAAAACUCACCACAUGUGCAGACAUACAGCACCAUUGAUCCUCAUGGUGGCGGCUGGUCCUCUGUAGGAUCACCCUCCUCCUCCACUUGGGCCAGCACAAGCCCGCGACAUGGCCGCCUGCUCUACACUCCCCUCAUCCUGGUGGAGGAAGAGGGGCAGGGGGCCCCAGGCCUGGCCACCUGGGCGGACGAGGUGACGGGUAGUGCCAGCCUGCCUGCUGCCACGUGUGUGCCCAGCUGGUUCACGGAUGGCAACCGAACAUUAUCCAGCCUGGGGGUCCCCUCCCAGUUCGGCUCUCCGUACCUGGAGAAGAGAGGCAGCGCAGACAGCCUGGUGGAAUCGGUCCUCAUCUCCGAGGGGCUGGGCCUUUAUGCCAAGGACCCAAAGUUCGUAGACUUCGCCAAGCGGGAGAUCGCCAGCGCCUGCGACAUGACUGUUGACGAGAUGGAGAACGCAGCCAAUGACUUACUGAGUCGAGGGAACCUCCGACGGCACAACCCUGAGGCAGAACCCGGGUACAGCGAUGACGAGAUUACAUGGGGCCAGAUCGAAGAGGACCUGGCGGACGAGAUGAACUGCAUGUGAACCUGUUCCUGACUCUUUUUUAACUGUGUAACAUUUCUUCCGGAACCUUCCGUGUUCCUCUCGAGCUACCUGCUGUGCUUCUAGUUUGCUGUAUAGAAUCAGUUUUCCAGGUUUCUCAUGAGAAGGAGCUGAACAGCUCUGGUUGACCACUAAGCAGCUUCAAGAACAAUGAGUUUUACAGUAGUCGACAUUUCUGAAUAUUGGCACUAUAUGUGUCUAUGUAGCAGAU
This is a messenger RNA of Paramormyrops kingsleyae, 6480 nucleotides long. RefSeq names its product voltage-dependent L-type calcium channel subunit alpha-1D-like. Gene Ontology annotation, cellular component: membrane; voltage-gated calcium channel complex. Gene Ontology annotation, biological process: calcium ion import across plasma membrane. Gene Ontology annotation, molecular function: high voltage-gated calcium channel activity. Lineage: Eukaryota; Metazoa; Chordata; Actinopteri; Osteoglossiformes; Mormyridae. The record is from RefSeq and is a predicted model, not a curated record.